Messenger RNA from Symsagittifera roscoffensis, 2651 nucleotides. RefSeq names its product NGFI-A-binding protein 1-like. The coding region runs from base 623 to 2476 and encodes 617 amino acids. Gene Ontology annotation, cellular component: nucleus. The transcript is spliced from 3 exons. Gene Ontology annotation, biological process: negative regulation of DNA-templated transcription. Lineage: Eukaryota; Metazoa; Xenacoelomorpha; Acoela; Convolutidae. Gene Ontology annotation, molecular function: transcription coregulator activity; transcription factor binding. The record is from RefSeq and is a predicted model, not a curated record.
UAUAAAACAGAGCGCACAAGAACGCAAUUUUGAAUUCUGAUUCAGCAGAGGCACAACCACGCACUUAUAUAUACUAUGCCUUCAUAAUACGAGUACAUACUCUUUUUUAAGGCAAUAUUCAUCAAUACUUUUUGAGCAUUUCUUUUCAUUUCCCCCUUUACACUAAUUUCUAAAAGAAACUGCGAAAUCAAUUUUUGUUUAAUUGAUUGUAUUUGCUGCUAACUUUUGCUCUAUGAAGAUUAAUACUAAUAAAAUUUCUCAAAUCAGAUCAGAUUCUAUUUUAAUUCCAAAAAAUGGAAAAUAUAUUUUGAUUAUAUGAAAGUUAAACUCUUUCAAUCGUAUAACCUAACUAUUAUUUUUCAGAGAGUUAUUCAUUUCAUUUCACUUCAACUGCAAACGUCUGCAAAAAAUACACCGUGAAAGAUCUUGCGUGAUCAACUUUAGCUAGACAGCAAGCAUUCUACGUAGCUCCUUAUGUUUGAUCACACCAAUCAACUUCACUUUCGCUCUCUUCCCCUGACCAAACCAUAAACAAAUCGCAAACUGAGUUAAAAUUCCAGUCAUAGUUGAAGAAGCAACUUCCGGGAAACAAUUACGAAUCAAAAUUAGUCUGACAUUAAAAAUGGACCAAAGCAACGCCGAUACUGAGAUUUCUGGGCCACAAAAUAAUCCGAAUGUGGAAUCAAAAUAUUCACAAACCGAUAUCACUCUCAAAGAUGACUUCAAAAUAUCCGGCAAAAUAGUCAAAAAUUUACCCAGAACAAAAGGCGAAGCAGAACUCUAUUCGGUUCUAAAAAAGGCAAACCUGUUGGACUACUUUCAAAACUUCUUAUCACAAGGUGGGGAUGAUGUUCAGCAAAUUUGCGAGGCCGGAAAAGAAGAAUUUUUAGAAAUUGUUUCUCUGGUCGGAAUGUCGACAAAACCUCUGCACGUGAGACGGCUCCAGAAAACCCUGCAAGACUGGGUCACUAACUCUGCGUCAUUUUCAAACGAUCAAUUCAAAAUACCAAACAGUUUAGUCCCAAAAUGCUCGUAUAUUGAUGAAAAUGAGCAAAAAUCAAGUUGUAUUAUUCAGCCAAACGAUUCAAGCAUGAACAAUGCUCAUGUACUUAACUUAAGUAUGAGUCACAGUUCCACGAACGGCUCUUACGACAAUCACGGUUUCAGUAUCUACAAUAACGGGGCACUUGUAUCUUCAGAAGCGAUCGCUUCGCCUGCUAUUUCAGAAGAAAGUUCAUCUCUUUCGACGGUCGAUCAUUCGCCUCCAAUUUUACAAAUGAGCAGCGGGUUUCAAGUCGAAAGCCGAGAACACUCGAAACGACCCAAGCAGGGAAAGAAAGCAAAGUACUUGAAGCGAGCUCUUUCGGUAGACACUGAUAAUCAAGGCGACGGAGUGUUUGUGGUGACAGGCAACUCAGAUAUCAGCAGUGAAGGGUCAGAAGCUAUGUCAUCGCCACUAAGCUUAGGCUCCGACGACGAAUACACGAUCACUGAUGAAGAACUGAGCCAGAUAAAAGAAAAGGCAAAAACUUUGGUCCAGGCCGACCAAGAAUCACGAAAGAACAGAUAUGACGAACAGCAGACUUCAAACUAUACCCUCUCGACCAAAUUCAACAAACAGUUACAGCGCGAGAUCAACGAUGCAAUGAAAAUUAACGAAUCAGAUGUCAGCCGUGAAAUUGUAUUCCGAAAACAUUCGGCGAUCUACGGUCGUUUCGAUUCCAAAAGAAAGCCGGGUCGGCGUCUAUCACCUCACGAAGCUGCAAUAAAUGAAGCGUCUGCUCAAAUUUGCCUCCUCGACAAGUCGUUUCUGGUUCGUCGAGACGAGCUUUUUAUGAUGUGCAGACAGACGCUCAAAGAGAUAGCUUUUCAAGGAAAAAAACAAUCCCGAAAUGCUAAAAAGGUCAAACUUGCGAAAACAGAAAACGUAUCGGCAAACAGUCCAACAUGUUCUGACGUUUUAACUCAAAUGGAUUCUAACGCAAAAGAUACUACAAAUACUGUAUGUGAACAAUCACUUUUGACAUUCAAUCCAAACCAAGUUGCCUCAACCGAUGCCAGUCAAGGCAGCUCCACUUUUUUGCAAUCUCAAAAAGCUUCAUCUCUCGAGAUGAAAAUUGAAGCUCUAAAUAACCGAAUAGCGACUGGCAACCACUUUGAAACUAGCAUCAACAGUAACAGCGUUGUCAAUACAGGACUAGUAAAUAAUAUGACUACAAGCAACGCCAUGUUCAAUGAUGGAACAUUCACACCCCUUUUGGCUCAAGGAGCGUCCCCGAACUUAUUGGCCAACCAGUUUGCAAGCACCCUUCAACCAGUCAAUAUGUCAAAUUUCAGGGCUCAUUUCUGGCCUUCGGGUACGGGAAACCCAGAAAUAAACUUUUUACAUUCGGCAUUAAAUAUGGCACACGCAAACUCAGCAGGGCCAGUCGGAAUUCCCAUGCAAGUGAACAAAUUAGAGCCCAUUUCACCUUAAGGCCCAAACUAAACUCGAUGCAUUCACACGCAAAACAAAUUGAAACUUUCUCCUUAACUAUUCUUUUUUUGUUCUGCAAUCUUUUUCUGUUUAUAAAUAUUACAAAAAUUUCCCAUGUUUCUUGAUAUGAACCAAGAAUGUUGCACUGGUGCAGUUUAUUUUAUGUUAAUUUUUU